AUGUCAGGAAGAGGAUUGAAAAAGAAAAUAGAUUCAGAAUGUCGUGUUUUCAAUGAAAAGUGGUCGUUGGAUUAUUUCGUUAAUAAUAAGACUCAAGAAUUCAUUUCGUUUAGUAUAACACUUGACGAAUCAUCAGAUGUAUCUGAUACGUCACAGUUACUUUUAUUUAUUCGAGGUGUUAAUAAAGAUUUAGAAAUUUCAAAUGAACUACUUUCUGAAAAUUUGAAAUGUAUCACUACUGAUGGCGGAAGAAAUAUGUGUGGCACAAAAAAAGGUUUAGUUGGACAGAUAUUUACGAAUUGUAAAAAAGAAGGUUUUAAACCAAUGAUUUUGCAUUGUAUUAUACAUCAGCAGGCAUUAUGCGCAAAAACUUUAGACUUAUCUUGUGUUAUGGAUCCAAUAAUAUCAACAGUAAAUUUUAUUCACUCGAACGCACUUAGGCAUCGUCAGUUUCAAGAUUUUUUGAAAGAAAUAGAAACAGAGUACCCAGAUAUACCGUAUUUUACAGCAGUUCGAUGGCUUAGUCGCGGAAAAGUCCUAUCGCGAUUUUUUGAACUAAGAAAUGAAAUUGAAAUAUUUCUAAUUGAUAAGAAUCGACCAUUUCCUUUACUUAUAGAUAGUGAAUGA
Messenger RNA from Sipha flava (yellow sugarcane aphid), 627 nucleotides. Its product is annotated as general transcription factor II-I repeat domain-containing protein 2B-like. Lineage: Eukaryota; Metazoa; Arthropoda; Insecta; Hemiptera; Aphididae. The record is from RefSeq and is a predicted model, not a curated record. The transcript has 3 exons. Bases 1 to 627 code for a protein of 208 amino acids.